AUGACUUUCAAAGAACUUGGGGUGACUGCAGAUAGGCAAUUGGUGAACGAAAUAAAGGAAGCAAAAGUAGAUGUAAGGGACAGCCAAGAAGAAUUUAAGAUACAAAGGGUUCCGAAAAUCAUGGUACGAAAUGAAGAUUAUCUCGAAGAGUAUUUUAAGCCAAGGGAGUUGUCGAUCGGACCUAUUCAUUCUGCUGAUUCUAGUUUGUUCAAGAAGGAACUCAAGCUUAAAUUGGCAGAAUAUUUCAUUACAGAAACCCACAAUACAGCGGAUGGGUUACUCAUAUUCUUUAAGGCAGGGUUCAAGGACAUAAAGAAGCACUUCGACAAGGAUAUAAUUAUGUCAUGUACCGACGAUGAGUUAAUCAGGUUGGUGUUCUUGGAUGGUUGUGCAAUGCUAGGGUUCAUACAUAGCUAUUUGUUUCAGGGAUUAAAUAAGUUUCACAUUAGUAAUCGUCAAGCAGAAUUGAUCCGACAGGAUUUACUUUUGAUGGAGAACCAAGUACCCUUUACGGUGCUUCAUGCGUUGACGCGCUACGCUAGUUGUGUGACAAAGUAUGAAUGGCUUAUUCCUCAGUUUGUUCAUGAGAAUAGUAUUAUUCCAAAGGAUCUUUUGUACGUGAUACUUGAUCACAAAGACAGCCUUUUUGGGAAGGGUAAUGGUACCAAACGGCCGGAUCACAUUCUCGACCUUUACCGAAGAAUUCUCUUAACUAUUCCUCAUGAUUCUCAUAAUUGCUUUGAUACUCUCCUAAGUUUCUUUGAUUCCACCUUCCGAUACGUUUUCUCUCGUUUGAGAGUGCUUAUCGGAUACGUUCUCGCUUGUUUGGGAGUGAUGGAGCGCUUUGAUACACCAACCGAUGACUCUAAAUAUAUGAUUAGCAGAAUGCACUCUUUUCGCAACAUUCAGGAACUUAAAACAGCAGGUAUAAAGUUAAAGCCAACUUAUUCUUUAAGAAGAAUAUUUUUCCAUUCCCGAUUCUUUAUUGCCGGUCAACUUUCGAUUCCCGCAUUAGUCGUUGAUGACUCCACGGAACGCAUGUUGUUGAAUUUGGUCGCCUAUGAGAUGUGCUUGAAUAAAGAACAACAAGCCACAGAUUCUUGGGUUACUUCGUAUGUAAACUUGCUAGAUGUGCUCAUUGAUAAUGAACAAGACGUUAAGGACCUAAGAGCAGCAGGCAUUCUUCAGAAUCAUCUCAGUAGCGAUAAUGAAGUAGCUCAAUUGAUCAACAGAGUGGGCUCUAAUUGCUUUGCACCAUCUAAAGACACUUACGAGCAUGUCAGGGAAAAAAUAGAAAAGCAUUAUAGAAGAAAGUGCGCGAUCUGGAUGGCUCAAGUUUGCCAAUCCAAUUUCAGCAGCCCAUGGACUAUCCUGGCUCUUUUUGCUGCUACAGCAGUACUUGGAUUAACUGCUGUUCAAACUUAUUACGCAGUCAAUCCAAAAAAUUAAGAGAUUGGGUCGAAUAUACAAC
Molecule: messenger RNA, 1471 nt
Organism: Morus notabilis
Lineage: Eukaryota; Viridiplantae; Streptophyta; Magnoliopsida; Rosales; Moraceae
Exons: 2
Coding region: 1-1449 (482 amino acids)
Source: RefSeq, a predicted model, not a curated record